Messenger RNA from Pectinophora gossypiella (pink bollworm), 1077 nucleotides. Its product is annotated as amelogenin-like. Lineage: Eukaryota; Metazoa; Arthropoda; Insecta; Lepidoptera; Gelechiidae. The record is from RefSeq and is a predicted model, not a curated record. The coding region runs from base 278 to 583 and encodes 101 amino acids. The transcript is spliced from 3 exons.
UGAACUAUAAAAUACAUAACGCAAAUACAAAUUGCAAAAGUGCUGUGUGAAGUGAGUGCAGUGCAAAUGUAACAAUUCGCUCUUGUUGGACAAGUUACCAAGGAGAAACAACUAGCGACCUAAAAAUUCAAAAAUUCUAAGACUGCUUCCCUCGACCGCCAUGUAAUUGUUGUCAACCGGCACCAUUUCCGCUUAAAUCUACGUCUGGGCCCUGCCGCCUCCCCCCUGCUCCAACUUGCUGCGCUGCUGCAUGCCCGUGCCCACCCUGUAAGCCACCAUGCGGACCAUGUGGACCCUGUUGUCCAUGCGGGCCUUGUGGACCAUGCGGUCCUUGCGGUCCAUGUGGGCCGUGCGGACCUUGCAAACCCCCUUGCGGUCCUUGCGGCCCUUGCGGCCCAUGCGGGCCAUGUGGACCUUGUGGACCAUGCGGACCUUGCGGACCUUGCGGCCCGUGCGGACCUUGCGGCCCGUGCGGUCCAUGCGGUCCGUGUGGCCCUUGCGGCCCUUGUGGCCCUUGUGGACCAUGCGGCCCCUGCGGUCCUUGCCCUCCGUGCCCCUGUGGCCCCUGUACGGGCGACUGUAGAGGACGUCGACGAAUCUGCCCGCCUCCCUGUUGCAACCCAGGCCCAAUUCCUCCCAACCCAUGCUGUCCACAAUUUCCUAAAGGCAACUACAAGUUUUACAAAGCCCUUUUCUUUUUCCUUUUACUGCCUAUUAUAAUCUUACAAUCUCUGUACGCGUUAGGGCAGGAGCCUUGUCCUAAACACCCUUGUCGCGAAUUUGAGUAUAUGCGGCGGCGUACUAAACGGUAUCCUUGGGGUGAUGGUAAUGAAACAUUUUUCCAUAACGAACAUUUCAAUCACCUGCCUGACGAAUGCGAACCACCUCCCCUGGUAUGUCUACCGAUCCCUCCAAAAUGCGAUUGAUUUUGGAUUCAAGUUCUCCUUUUUUGUUUCACCAAACCCCUUUCUGACAUUCUUUAGUCUUUUAUAUCGAACAAACACGUUUUAAACAAUUAGUAACAUCGACUUGGUUUCAAAUAAAUCUUUAUUGUUUACAAAUUUUAAAUUUUGACAA